AGGAGUGAGGCAUUUGGUGAGGAAAGGGCUGUUUUUGUUCCAGAUCCUCCCAAGUCAAAGUGUGGCCUUUUGCUGAUUCCAAAGUGGCUUCAAAAUGCUCAUCUCUGUACCUUGCUUAGCUCUCCUGGCACCCUCCUUUUGUACAGGUGGUUUUCUUGGAAUGUGGGAAGGUUUAUUCCUUUACAGUUGUAGGUUUCAAACCGAAAUCAUUGCUCACCCCAAACAUGGUUUUGUAAGGACAGUUUGGACUACUGCCCAAACUCGGACUUUGUGAGAUAUAUUUUAAACGAGCGAUGUGCUUCCCAAGGGAUCGAAAACUCUAUACAUGAAAUUAGGUCCUUAAUCACAAAUUUUAUAGGAGAAGCUGACCCUAAAACUUGAGGUGUCUGUAACUCUAUGCCCAGUAAAGAUCAGUCUGGAAGUUUGUAAGCCCUGGGAGCCCAUGGAAGGUUUUCAUUUAGCCCCAAAGUCUUUUUAACAGAAAGAUUUGUUCCAGAAACUUCAGUGGCACCAAAUGGCUACUGAUUUAGUGGAGUUUAUCACUUUCGGUCUGCGAUGAAACAGUAAUGAGCAUAUUUUGUCGAUGAUGUGUGUGUACUAGUUUGUUGGGCGGGAUGUUUGCUUUCUAGGAAAUAGCACUGCAUUGAAACAUCAGAGAAGUUUCUACUACUCUCUUGCAGAAAAUGAGCUUUGCUGUGUUAAACAGCCAUUCCAGUUUUCAAGUUGUGUGUAGAGAGGCUUCCUAUUAGUUUUGGAUCAUGUCGUGUACUUCUUGCCCAGAAUGAAAGCCUGUUUUUCUAAAACUGAAUUUAGCAUCCUAAAGAAUUUCAUCCAAUGCAUAUCCAUCAAUGUCCUUUUCCUACAAAGUGUCUAUCAGGCAUUUUAUUUUUCUCUGUAAGAGCAAAAGAUUUUCCAGAAAAGUCACCUUAGCCAGGGUAACUAAACCAUAGUGCUUCCUGGUUGAUAGCUGAAGUGACUGUUUUUCUCAUAAUGCUGGCGGCUAGAAGAACCUUUGGGACUUUUUGCUCAAGAUGGCACUGUGUCCUGUGAGCUAGUUGGCUCAGAGUUCCAUCUUGCUUGCUGCCCCUCAGAGCCACAAGUAUAACAGCACAGACAUCGGAUCUUCCGUAGGACACAUCUCGCAUGGUGGAUCUGUAAAGAAACCAACCUCCUAGGAGAGGGAGGGGAAGAGCCGAGCCGUCAGGUGUGUGUGCCCAAGAACCAUGUCUGCACGGGAGUCCUUUAACCCGGAAAGUUAUGAAUUGGACAAGAGCUUCCGGUUAACUAGAUUCACUGAACUGAAGGGCACCGGCUGCAAAGUGCCUCAAGAUGUCCUGCAGAAAUUGCUGGAAUCCUUACAGGAGAACCACUUCCAAGAAGAUGAGCAAUUUCUUGGAGCGGUUAUGCCAAGGCUUGGCAUCGGGAUGGAUACGUGUGUCAUUCCUCUGAGGCAUGGUGGUCUGUCCUUGGUUCAGACCACAGACUACAUCUAUCCCAUCGUCGAUGACCCUUACAUGAUGGGCAGGAUAGCCUGUGCCAACGUCCUCAGUGACCUCUACGCCAUGGGGGUCACAGAAUGUGACAAUAUGCUGAUGCUCCUUGGAAUCAGUAAUAAAAUGACUGACAGGGAAAGGGAUAAAGUGAUGCCCCUAAUUAUACAGGGUUUCAAAGACGCAGCAGAAGAGGCAGGAACAUCUGUAACGGGCGGCCAAACAGUGCUAAACCCCUGGAUUGUUUUAGGAGGUGUGGCUACAACUGUCUGCCAGCCCAACGAAUUUAUCAUGCCAGAUAACGCAGUGCCAGGGGAUGUGCUCGUGCUGACAAAGCCCUUGGGGACGCAAGUGGCCGUGGCCGUGCACCAGUGGCUGGACAUUCCUGAAAAAUGGAAUAAAAUCAAGCUGGUGGUCACCCAGGAAGACGUGGAGCUGGCCUACCAGGAGGCAAUGAUGAACAUGGCCAGGCUCAACAGGACAGCGGCGGGACUCAUGCACACGUUCAAUGCCCACGCGGCCACUGACAUCACGGGCUUCGGGAUCCUGGGCCACGCGCAGAACCUGGCCAAGCAGCAGAGGAACGAGGUGUCCUUCGUGAUUCACAACCUUCCAGUCCUGGCCAAGAUGGCAGCUGUGAGCAAGGCCUGCGGGAACAUGUUCGGCCUCAUGCACGGGACCUGCCCGGAGACGUCAGGGGGCCUUCUAAUCUGUUUACCGCGAGAGCAAGCCGCUCGGUUCUGCGCAGAGAUCAAGUCCCCCAAAUAUGGUGAAGGUCACCAAGCGUGGAUUAUUGGGAUCGUGGAGAAGGGGAACCGCACAGCCAGGAUCAUAGACAAACCCCGGAUCAUCGAGGUCGCGCCACAGGUGGCCACCCAGAAUGUGAACCCCACACCGGGCGCCACCUCUUAAUCUCGGCCGGGUCCACAUGUGGUUUUGGUUUUAAAUAGCUCUAUUUCCUUUAUCAUUUCAAUUAAAGACUAUAAACAACAACGAAAAAAAUCUCAUUGUGUCUACACAUCUGGUGACCUUAGGUCGAUUUGUGAGUGGAUGCAAUUAAUAAAAUAAAAUCCAUUGCCUUUUUUUCCUGUUACAUUAACUGAAGAUGCACCUAAUCUUGAGGCAGCUUCUGAGUUGAGAAUUAUAUUGUUAUCCAAUACUGUUGAUUCAUUUUGAAUCUUUAGACACUUAUCUCUUGCCGAGUAGGCUCUUUUUAAAGGUGCUUUCACGUAGCACAGACAUUAUGCGUCGUAGUGUUGAAUAGCAGUCUGUCUUUUCAGUUUAUGUAUAUUUAUCAUUAUCGGUCUGAUCCUUUUUGAAGUGUCUGGAAUGAUAUUCUGGAAGGACAGGAUUGGUGACUGACACAAGGGUACCCCAGUAGUGAGAGGGUUGCAUGAUUCCUUCGAGUCUUCUAAUGCAAGAGCAUCUCUGACCCAGGCCGUUUCCCAAGAGUGCAUUCAGUUAAACAAGGCAAGUGCUCAACUCUGCAUGGAAAGCACUUUGAAAACAAAAAAGAAAUGUUAUUUCUUUUUUUGUUAGCCUUCUUAAUACUUACAGUAAUAUCAUUAACUGUUUUCUUUACAAUGGACACUUUUUGCAGUGUAAUUAGAUGUUUGGUAGUGCAGCAAAGAAUUGCCCUCUGAAAGGGGGGGGUCCAUGUAUGAUACUCAUUUACAAGCCAAUAUAUAAUUAACUACACAAAUAAUUUUAAAUAUAAUCAAUAAUAAAGACUUCUGUGGAUGGUAGUGUUUAAUACAUUUUAUAUUUUGUAUAGUGAUGUCAGGCCUCUUGUUUUCUUAAAAUCAGCGGCUACUCAGCCUCAUUCUUAGCAUUAUUUUGUCCUUUGCACCAGUACUUUUCCGUGCACGCUUUCUAUGAUCUGUGUGGAAACGCAUCGCCAACUGUGCAGCUUGAAACUUCAACUUGUUAUUCAAAUAAAUAUUUAAUUUUUUUUAUUGCUCUUGUAUAAUCAGAUGCCCUUUUUAGUAUUAUUUUAGAAGCAUUGGGAGGGUUUUGGCUAAAAUACAAUUUAUUGGGGGAAAACUAGAUUUUAGUUUUAUAAAACUUUUAAGUCUUUCAUGGGACCUAUAUUUUCUUGAAUUAAAUUUUGUAGCUCUAGAACAAAUAGGUGACCUAAAAAGGUGUUUAUCUGUGUUACUUAAAAACAGAGGCUUCCUUAUAUUUUCACCUACUAAGCGUCUAGGAGGGACCCCGUCCUCAAGCACAAGUGCACUGACUUCUCAAGUGUCCACAUUCGCUGGCAUCGCCCAUUCGGAACGCUUCCCGUUUGCAGGCACCAAAGUGGAGAGAACAGCCUGACUUCUUGCCAAAGGAAACCACCACUUGGGAGACCAAGGCCCUGAAGGGCUUCUGCCUUGGAUGCAUCCUCUUCACACGUGUAACUGGAACUCAAGCCCCAAGCUGAGUGCUCGGGACUGAGGGCUGCCGCAGAACUGAAGGUCAUUGGACACUUCACAGGGAUUGAUACCCAUGUUAGUCUCAAAAGCUGCAAACCAGUGGUCUGCAAAAUAAAAUGUGUUGGAAACCUCUGA
Messenger RNA from Phacochoerus africanus (Common warthog), 4042 nucleotides. It is a transcript of the gene SEPHS1, whose product is annotated as selenophosphate synthetase 1. Gene Ontology annotation, biological process: L-selenocysteine biosynthetic process. Gene Ontology annotation, molecular function: selenide, water dikinase activity; ATP binding. NCBI's taxonomy places the organism in Eukaryota, Metazoa, Chordata, Mammalia, Artiodactyla, Suidae. Bases 1224 to 2402 code for a protein of 392 amino acids. The record is from RefSeq and is a predicted model, not a curated record. The transcript is spliced from 9 exons. Gene Ontology annotation, cellular component: cytoplasm.